AUCUUGAAUUUCAGAAGAAGAGCGCCGCGCAAUACAGAAUUUCUAAUUUUAAAUAAAUAUACAAAUACAUGAACUACGACUUUUUAACGUAGUGCCCCGCGGCCUAGCAGGAAACGGCUAUAAAAACGAAGGCCGAACUGCUAGAUUGUUUCAUCGCCAGCCACGAUCAAGGCUUAGGCUUAAGUUUCUGCUUUGCAGCCCAGAUCGAGAAGAAACCUUUCCUACUCGUCGUAGUCGAUUAUAUUAUUCCGGCGACCACCGCAUGGACGACCGGCGCUAUUCCGGGCUAACCAAGGUAGGCUUCGGUGUCAUGGCGUGCAGCUCAGCGCUCGCCGUCUGCAAAUCCUGGGGAGGCGCCAGCUCCGUCGCGUUCGUGCUCGUCGCCGACGCGGCACUCGUCCUCCUCUUCGCCUGCCUCCGUGAGCUCGACCGCCGCUGCCGUGCUGAUGGCGGUGCCGCCGCCGCAGCAGGCAGCGGCAGCGUCAAGGCCGCGGUGUGGGCGCUCACCACGCUGCUCACGGCGAUGUUCGCCUACGCCUCGAGGGUGGCGCCGCUGCUGCCGCUGGUCGUCGGCGCCAUCAUCUUCCUCUGCCUCAGCGAGUCCGAGUGGGCCCAGAUCGGCUUGGGAGGAAACUAUGCUGCUGAGCUGCUCAAGAUGGGCUUCGGCGUCGUGGCGUGCGACUCCGCCCUCGCCCACCACCACGCCCGCGGCGAGGGCGACGCGGGCUCCCUGGCGUUCGUCUUCUUCGCAUACGUGGGUUUCCUGACGCUCACCUGGCUCUUCCUCCGUCGCUUCGACGGCCGCGCCCGCGGGGCCGAGCAGUGAGGCAAUGGCACGACCAAAUGAAUAAAUGCCGCGGCCUGGGCGCUCACCGCGCUCUGCUCACCGGGAUGUUCACGUCCAGGGUGGCUCCGGUCAUGCCGCCGCCAGUGGACGCUCCGGUCUGGGGCAUGGCCGUGGCCACGGCCGCCGGUGGGCUGCGGGCGUUGUUCUGAGACUAGCUAGCUAAUCCAUAGGUUGAAAUGGUGCGUGAUCUGUAUUUGCCUGUCGUCGCUUUGUAUGAUUGUAUUUGUACUUGUACAAUCGAUUUGCUGUGAGGUACAGUACAGAAUGGUAUUCCUUGCUGGGUCACCUCUGUUUCUUCUUCUGGAACUGGAUUCCACAUCAUCACAUUCCUUGCAUGCCAACGAAGUGUUCAUCAAAACGGAAUCUGUUUGCAGCUGCGACCAGAUGACAAACACCGCUACUUUAUUCGAUUUUAAUCACUCACGCAGAAAUGACGAUUACUGGGCACAACAG
Sorghum bicolor (sorghum) is the source of this 1300-nucleotide messenger RNA. RefSeq lists its product as uncharacterized. NCBI's taxonomy places the organism in Eukaryota, Viridiplantae, Streptophyta, Magnoliopsida, Poales, Poaceae. The record is from RefSeq and is a predicted model, not a curated record. The transcript has a single exon. Bases 263 to 826 code for a protein of 187 amino acids.